CCCACACCCGCCGGCCAAAAUCCCAGAGUGGAUUAGCAGAGAGAGCCUCCUCUUCAAGCGACAACUGUAUCCUCACCUCACGUCUCCUAGGCCUCCAACCCCACCACCAACAACGACGACGAAAGCUCCCGAAUCGAUCGAUACCUCGAGAGUCACGAGCUCAUUAGGGGACCAAACAACAAGCGGCGACCACAGAUAAUCCUCCAGAUAAUACCACACCACCCCCAGACAAACCACAACCAUGUCGCACCCACGCAUAGAGGAGGUCGAAGACAGCGACCUCGAGGCAUCAGACCCCUCCGAGGGCGACAUUGACGACUUUGCCGACAACGACAUCAUGCGCCGCGUCGAGCCCAAAUCAUCAGCACAGCGCGCACCGCAAAUCAACCCCUCCAACAUUCCCCCCGCCGCCGCCUCCGGCCCAGGCCCUCGCGGCGGCUCCUCCGAGUUCCAAACGACCGUCGACCAGAAGCAAUACGCAGACUUCCAGUGCCUCUACCCAAUCUACUUUGACGCCCGCCGCACCCGCGCCGAGGGCCGCCGCGUGCCCAAGUCCCUGGCCGUAGAGAACCCCAUCGCCCGCGAAAUCGUAAACGCCUGCGCCGCCCUCCGCCUGCCCACGCUCUUCGAGCCGGCCAAAUUCCACCCAAAGGACUGGGCGAACCCGGGCCGCGUCAAGAUCCGCACGCGCUUCAACGGCCAGCUCGGCCCGGACGGCGGCAAAGCCAGCGCCGCGAGCCGCCCCGCGGGUGCGCAGGAGAUCAAGAACAAGCACCACCUGUACAUCCUCGUCGCCGAGCACCUCAAGCGCAACCCGACGACGGAGGAGAGCGCCGCUCUCAAAGCGCGCGUGCAGGGCGCCCCCGCGCACGAUCCCAGCAAGCCGUGGCCUAGGCCUGCCGUCCCGCGCGGGUGGAAGAUGGGCGAGCUGUUGCCGUACAUCAGUCCUGCCAUGACGGGCGGCGGCGUCAGCGAGAAUUUGUUCAAGGACAUGAUGAAGGAGAUGCAGGGGGGCGGGGACCCGAUGGCGGCGUUGAUGCAGCAGGCUCAGGGGGGCGCUUUGGGUGGUGGCGGCGCUGAGGAGGAGAAGGCUGGUAAGAAGAAGAAGGGCAAGGGCAAGGCUUGAAGUGGACUGUCAAAGAGAGAGUGAGAGAGUAAGAGAGAAGAAAGUCAUAAAAAGGGAAACCGGGAAUGGACUUCAUUCAAGGAGUCAGUCCUACGCAUCAUGAAAAAUACACCACGGACAACGGUCAGUGGUCGACAGUUAAGCGACAUCACGGAGGGACAAAGAAAGGGUCGUAGAAAAAGGCUGAGGGAACCAACCCAAUCAAAGCAUGCUAGACUUGAAGAAUAAGGUUGGGAUUCAGGGGGUAUUUAACAUCCUACU
Messenger RNA from Colletotrichum acutatum, 1387 nucleotides. Its product is annotated as signal recognition particle, SRP19 subunit. The transcript has a single exon. Gene Ontology annotation, biological process: SRP-dependent cotranslational protein targeting to membrane, signal sequence recognition; SRP-dependent cotranslational protein targeting to membrane. Gene Ontology annotation, cellular component: signal recognition particle, endoplasmic reticulum targeting. The record is from RefSeq and is a predicted model, not a curated record. Lineage: Eukaryota; Fungi; Ascomycota; Sordariomycetes; Glomerellales; Glomerellaceae. The coding region runs from base 242 to 1126 and encodes 294 amino acids. Gene Ontology annotation, molecular function: 7S RNA binding.